GAAAAGGCAAUAUACAAACAUUACAAAGUCACAUAAGCAACAAAUGAACAAUUAUGUCAUAAGGCAUACAAGCAAAACUACACUGUAGGCAAACAUUAAAGUUUUCCAAUUUAACUAAAUACCAAUUUAACUAAUUGGGGCGGGGGGACCAAAAGUGGCGGUAAGCCACAGUUGGUGUUUCUCCUUCCCAUUUCAGACCAAACUCAGGAGCCACAACAGCAGUUACAGCUGCUAGGGAGGAACAUGCAGCUGGAAUUGCUGACUUUGCCUGCCAGCCCAAACACUGUCAUGAAUAGCCUGGGGAGCUAUCCUCUUCGUCAAGUGCAGGGGUGAGCUAAUUCCAUGCAAUGCAGAAUCUCUUGUAGUGGUUUUUUUCUUCUUAGGAACCAACUUUAAUUUAAAAGAAUAAACAUACAGUAUUUCCUCAAAUGUAAUGUGCACCUUUUUUGGGCCAAAUUAUGUUGUGAAAAUUAAGAGUGCGCAUUAGAUUUGAUGGUGCAUUAGAUUUGUGUAAAUAUGGUACUAUUCUGUCUCUUGAAUUAGGGAAGUUAAAGCAACAAAACAAAACCCCAAAACAACCUUCAGUUGGAUGUCUAUGUUAAGGCUUAAAUGUAAGGUAAAGGGACCCCUGACCAUUUGGUCCAGUCGUGACCGACUCUGGGGUUGCGGCACUCAUCUCGCUUUAUUGGCCGAGGGAGCCGGUGUACAGCUUCUGGGUCAUGUGGCCAGCAUUGUUUGCUAAAAUAUUCUAAACGGGAUAUCUGCAUAAGUGAACGGAUACAUUUUGCCCCUUACAUAAAUUCUAAACAACUGUGAAUAGGCAACAUUUAAAUAUUUGUGGACUACACUUUUUUAAAAGGCAAUGUAAAAUUUGCCUGAAGAAGGUGGCACCUAUACUGUACAAACUAAAUUUAGUACCUCCAAUGUAAGAAGAUGGCCAUGGGCCGGGGCCAUAAUCCCAGAAAGAUUUGUUUUCUCUGCCAGGUGGAGAAGAGAGUGGGGAGGUGACUCAGACAACUAGGAGGGGGAGGAAGAGAGGGGAGAGAUGAGGAAGACAGGAACGGCAGGGCCCGUGCUGCAAACCUAGUCUGAGGAGACCGCCUCUGCAGGAAGCGUUUAUGAUGCACCAUUUGUCUGCUGUUUCAAUGGAGGAGGAGAUAAGAAAAGCAAAAAGUGAACUCGGCAUCCCCUCCCGAGCCCAAGACUUUCCGCCACCCGCCCUUGGAAAAGGGAAGUCUCUUGGCUGGUUGGCAUCCAUCUGUUUCGGUAGACAAUGGAACAGUGUGCCUUUGGUAGAGAUCGAUACGGGAGAGAGAAGUUUGAUUGCAGCUGGGGCAGAUGAAGACAUCCAGUUUCUCUGCUACAGAUGCACCAUGGCGUUUCUUCACUUUGCGCUCCUCCCAGCGAUCGUUACUCCUCUGGUCAUUGUGGAUGCACGACCCGACUGCCCGUCUCCAGGCGCUGCAAAGGAUUCGCACACGCUGCGUCGCCGACUUGAGUCACGUUUGCAGACAUCCGCGCCCAAAAGAUCCAUGCAUGCCGGCUCCGGUGGAAGCCCCGCGGGGUGGGGGAAGGAAAGCGCUCCUGCGCCAAGAGGCGCAGCGCCGGAGGGAGAAGCUCCACUCCGCCCGGGAGGGCGCCCUCUUCCCGGAAAGCCCGGGGGCAGGAGUCUCCCUCCCAAUGUGCGCGCGCUCCCCCCACCAUCAAGUAAUCGCCACCGCGGGAGGGGGCUGCGCGCCGUCGGGCACGCGCCGCGAGAGUGUUCCCUCGGCGGAAGCUGCUUCUUCCUUCCCCAGGAGGAGCAGGCGGGGCUAAAGGCGAGGGAGGCGGAGCGCCCGCCCCGCAGCCGGCGCCGGUCACCCCUGAGAGGAGGAGAGGAGAGCCGGGUGGCGGCAAAGGGGGACCACCAUCGCCGACUCCAGCAGCAGCAGCAGCCCCGCGGCUCUGCUCGCUUCUCGCCGCCCGCGCACAGACGGAGCCGCCGCUCCCGCUAGAACAGCCCUUCCUCGCCCUGCUGCCCCUCGGCCGGGGACCCCGCGGUGCCCGCAGCCCGCCUUCCUGGGCGCGGGGUGGUCAGCCCCAAGCGGAGGACGUCAGCUGGCGUAGCCGCCCCUGCUCUUGCCCCGCUUCUCCCGCCGGAGCAGGAGGCGAUGAGCGGCCUCGAGGACUACGCAGGUGGGCGGCGGGGAGGCCGAGGGGUGGGGGGUGGGGAGAGGGGGCGGGCGGCUCCCCUGGGCGCGUGUGGGUCGUGGGGCCUCCCGCUUGGGGGCCAGCUAAGUAACGCCGCGUGUUUUCUCCUCCUUCCCCAGGUGCGAGCCCCGUGCCCAGCCCCGGAUCCCCCGGAGGGGACGAGGUGAGUUCCGAGCUCCCAGCGCCGAGCCUCUCUUCCCUUCCCUUCCCUUCCCUUCCCUUCCCUCUGCCCCGGGUGGGGGGGGGGAGGGGGAGAGAGAGCGGCCGGCAUCUUACAGCCCGGGGGCAAAGGGGGGGGCGGGUUGGUUGCGGCUUCGGGGCGUUGGGGGAACUUGCUCGAAUAAAAUAAUGGGAGGGGGGCAGGUAAGCCGCUCUACGCAUAAGGGAUCGCAAGAUGCACAGUUUGAAUGGCGACGCGCAUCAACUUGGCGGGCGGGGGGACUGGCCACCUCGCCACCAUUAUUUUAUUGGGGGCGAGGAGGCGAUGGACUUGGUCGCCUUGGAGUUCGUUCCAUGGUGCGUUUAUAUAUACAUAUAUAUUGGGGGUGUCUUUUUCUCCCGGUAACCUGGCGGUUUCGUUUCCUUCUCCUGAGGGAGAUCGCGGCGGGGCGGCGGUUCCGUCAGCUGCCGGCUCGGCGGCCUCUUCGCGAGGCGAAGAGAAGAAAUAAAUUGUGUGUGUGUGUGUGUGUUGUGUUGGGGGGAGGAGAAGAGAGAAUCGAGGGGUUCAGAUGAGGAGUUGGGGGCGUUGUUUUAUUUAUUUGCUUGCUUACUUUCUGAGGCGAGAGCGGCGGCGGCUGGCGGGAUCCGGGGCGGGGGAGGUGGCCGCCCGGUUCCCUGAGGAGAGAAGCGCUUCUUUCGGGGCGGAGAGGCGGCUUCCUUGGCUGGUUCCUUUGGCGCGAGGGCGGCUCCGCCUUCCGGAGGUCGGGGGCGGGCAGCGCCGUCCCGCGUUUUCUGGGGCCGGGGCCCUUUCCCCGCUAGGGGCGCGUGGGGCGCCGAGGAGCGGCUGCUUUGGCUUGUUUCUGGGGGGUGUGUGUGUGUGUGUAUCCAUGUGUGUCUAGUCAGCUGUGGGGAGUUUUUUGGGGGGUGCAAACUGAGGCGCUGCUCCUCUUUCUCUUUUCUGACCCCCUCCCCGUCUUCUCCCGGGACGGUCGCGGCUGCGCAGGCGCCAUCUUGGGAGCGAUCAGGUGUGUUUUGGGGGGCUGUGUUUGUGUUGCCCCCAAGGAGGCGAGAAGGGGGCAUCUUGGAGGGGAAAUGCUAGUAAAUGUCAGUCACGCAUAAGCGGGGGGGGGGCGGCGGCGCGGAGAUGAGCCGGCUUGGUUUCUCCCUCACCCCUAACCCCAUGUGUUACAAAUCACUUAUUCUCUAUUGCCCCCCUCCCAAAAAUAAGGGGGGGGACCCAACUACAUACCAUAAGGUAAAGGUAAAAAAGGAUAUACAUACCAUAUCUCCUUUCCCUAAUGCUUUUUAGAGGGCGUGCUAUGGCACAGCUUGCUGAUUUCCUUAAGCACCCUGCGUUGGCUGUUAGUUUUACUUUGAAUGUGUGUGUGUGUGAGAGAGAGAGAGAGAGAGAACGAACCUGCGAGAUUGAGGUGCAGGGCAGGUGAAGUAAAUUGCAGGCUGAUGUGUCGCUCAAGGGUGCAGACUUGGUCUUGGCUACCCUGGUGCUUCUUCUGACCCUUGAAAGGGGGGGGGGUCUCCUUGCUCUCAAAAGGAAAAGUUGCUAGGUGGUUCCCAGCCUCUUCUUAGUGUUUUGGCACUGAGUACCGUAAAUCUUUCAGCUCUGAGUUUAGGCUUCGUCUGAGUUGUUGUUCUUUAGCCUGAAUUGUUGUUGUUGUUUCUUCUACUUCUGUCUAUGCUAUUCAUGGUGAUUUGUUGUUGCUUGUGGGCAUGGAGGGAGGAGGAGAAGGAAUUGUGCCUUGUCUAUUAUUCAAGAUGAAGAACCAUUUGAGAAGGGGUGCUCUCCAUCCUUGCAUUGAAUCCAGUUGUGGAAAUCUGCCAAUCAUAAUUUUUUGCCUGACUGUUGUAGGGCUUCUACCCCCAUCCCCACAGGUGUCUGUGGGAAAUACUGUUUGCCAGCUCAGUGCUGCUGUUCAUAGCCUUGGGGUGUGGAGAGGCAGCAGCAGAGGGUGUCUUUUAAGGAGCAGGCCUCUGCUUUUGAGUGUCUGCCAUGGCAUGCUUGGAAGUGGGGGAGGACAUCAAAAGCUUAUUCCCAGCUCCCUUGUUGUGGCUGGAAUUUGAUAAUCUGUUGCUUCCCUUUGUCUGCAGGGGGAGACUUCAUCUUGUUUUGCUUGCUCUGAUAGGAGAUCCACAGGGAAAUAUAUUCACAUUUCCACACUAUUAUUACCAAGUAGCAGGAGAGGUCCUUAGUUGCUUUCUCUUGAGAUCUGUCUGCUGCUGUUCCGAAAUCCUACAGGUGGAACCUGCUGUGCUUCUCUUGGGUUUUAAAUAAAGAGGUCUGAAUGAAAAAAUUGUCUUUUAUUUCUGUGGCAUCCCAUCAGAUGUCAAGGAAAUAAGCAACUAUCCUACUUUUAAAAGACAUCUGAAGGCAGCCCUGUGUAGGGAAGUUUUUAAUGUUUAAUGCUGUAUUGUAUUUUUCAUAUUCGAUUGGGAGUUGCCCAGAGUGGCUGGGGAAACCCAGCCAGAUGGGUGGGGUGUAAAUAAUAAAUAAUAAUAAUAAUUAUGGCUGAUGUUUUUAACAACUCUGUGUAUAUUCCUUCCUAUUUUGAAUAAGGAGUUGGAUAUCCUUGUUUUAGUAGCCUUUCCCCUUAUGUUGUUGGGAGGUAGGCUAUAGUCUUUGCGGGACUUUAUGGCAGUGUACAUGCAGAAAGUCUCAGGUUUAAUCCUUCGCAUUACCCAGAAGGGCUGGAGAUACUUCUGCCUGAAACCCUAAGAGCCACCUCCAGUCAUUGAAUACAAUACUGAGCUACUCAGAGUCAGGUCAGUGGUCUGGCUGAUAUACUGCUGCUUCCGAGUCUACAAAGAGCUAUGGGGUUUGAGUGUGAUACAAUGCUGACCAAGGUCAUACUGAUAAGAUUGUACAUCUUCGUUUGGAAGGAAUAGACACUGGUCAGUGGGUUUGCAUGUUGUUCAGGGUUGGUUGUCAAGUAUUGUUGGCAUCCACCUGUCUCAGGAGACAAUGGAGGAGUGUACCUUUUGGGGUGAAGUUAGUCAAACGAUUGGAAGGUUGCAUUGCCUGCUGUGGCUGUAGAGACUGAUGCGAGAGAGACAUGUUUUAUUGCAGCUAGGGCAGAUGAAGGCGUCCGGUUGUGCUGCUGCAGAUGCAUCAUAUUGUUUCUUCUUUCUGUACCCGCCCCCAAAUUUAAUACAUUAUAUAAGGUGCUACUAUGGUGGUAAAAAGAAUCUAUUUGCACUCCAGACUGCCUGCAACUAAUUAUGCACGACUGCUUUAUUUUACUAAAUGUAUGUAAGGAUUGAGUUAAGAGUCUGAUCCAUUCAACUUUAUAUUUUUGUAGCCACCACAGAAAAGACAAAGAACUGUAGAAGACUUCAAUCAGUUCUGCACUUUUGUGCUAGCUUAUGCAGGCUACAUCCCAUACCCAAAGGAGGUAAGAGAACUUACACUUUAGCAAUGUUGGAGCUGGCUAUCUACUUUGAUUCUCACUUUUCUGUUCUGGGUGUUGGUGACUCAUCCCCCCACCCCCCAAAAAACCCCACCUUCCAAUCUGAAGGCCCUGAAAUCUCAUAUGGGUUUUCUUUUCCCCUUGUAGAAUGAGCCUUGGCUCCACAGAGGCAACAUGAGCCCCCAGAACAGCACAGGCAGCACUCAAGACAGUGACAGCUGGGCCUCAUCUCAGUGCUGUGAUUCCCAUGUGCUAUCAGAUGAUGGAGGAAUCAGGAACACUACAUGCAGAGGGACUGGAAACCUCCUACUGAACUCUGACAUUUCCAGUGGCUUCUGUACAGGCCGACCUCUGCAAACCAAGAAGAGGAAGCAGUCAGCAAAGAAGCUCAUCUUGGACCGAGUGGUGGAUAAGAGGGUGAUGCCAAUGAACACAAAGGACAUUAAGCAGGAAAGGAUUGAGCCAAGUAAAGGGACAUACCUAGAAUCAAGGGAGCUUGAAUCCUGUCUCCCAAAGGAAGAGCUCCAGUCCACAUCUCUGCUGGAGCAAUACAUAAAGCAGAAGGAAUGGAUCCAUGGAAUGCAAGCAGCUGAGAAGCCUGAGGAACAGAACUCGUGCAAAGAGGAAAGAACCAGCCCUGCCUGUUGGAACACCGUAGAGCAGAACAGUGAGGAAGAACUCAGUAGAGACGGCUCCCAAAUCAGUAGUAAGUGUGCAAAAAUAGUGAAGCUUUCAAAAUGAAGUCAAUUGAACAUAUGAAGCAGCUUCCCUCAGAAUGGGAUAAAUGCACCAUCAAGCCCAGUAUUGUUUUCUCUGAUGCAGCAGCUCUUAAAAGGUCUCAGGCAGAGGUUUUCCCAUCACCUUCUACCAGAGAACCUUGUCAUUGUAGCUGGAGAUGCUAGUGAUUUGGCUUGUGCUCUGCAAUCCAGCUUUUACUCCUCCCUAUUGUCAGCUUUGUGAUCCAAGUUUGAGUGUCAUCCCCCCCUUCCCCGGUCAGUGGUCUUGUGAGGGGUUGGGCUGUUGAGGGAAUGUGAGUUCAAAGACACCUUAAAGUUGGAGUAUCACAAAGGAACUGAUGAGCUGCAAGGAAUUGUUUCAGGAGCUUCUGUCACAGUUGAGUAGUAGAGGCAGGGUCUAGCAUACCAGCAUAAAUGUGGGCACUCCUAGUCAUCUGACCUCUCAUUUUUCCCUCUUGCAGCUUUGUGUGAGGACUUUGCUGCUGCCUCAGACUCCAAAACCGAUGGUGAGUAGAUCACCGUAUGUUACUACUGCUCUCUUCCAGUAGGGUUGGUGGUGGGAAGAGAGGGCUCCAGUAGUUUUUCGCAAUAUGUCUCUAAUCUGAAAAGUCUAGUAAUGUGGGUGCCAUGCAUGUGUAAAAACUUUAUGGGGCCUGUCUUUUAACACUUCGUGCUUUCUCACAUGCAGAGGAUGAUGCCUGGGAUCUCAUCACUUGCUUCUGCUUAAAGCCUUUUGCUGGGAGACCUAUGAUAGAGUGCAAUGAAUGUGCCACUUGGAUCCAUCUCUCCUGUGCCAAGAUACGUAAAUCCAAUGUGCCUGACAUCUUCAUCUGCCAACGAUGCCGUGAUGCAAAGCAGGAGAUUCGCCGCUCAAAUAGAGCCCGUACCAUUCCCCGCAAGCGAUUCUGCGACUGACUUUGGCUUGGGGGGUGGCUGGGUUCCCUUUGAACUUGGACUGGAUCCCUAUUGGCAAGACAAUCAAAAUGCAGGAGCCUCCCUGAGAAAUAAGUGAGGGGGCCCUAUGCUUCCAGAAACGUGUGUCUUAUUCAAGCCUAUUGCAGGUGGGUGGGGCAUGCUGUUCUCUACUUGAUAGGGCCUGAACUGUGCUUUUGAGAUCUCAGGGUUACACUAGAGCAGCAAAUGCAAAGGUGCCUGGCAGACACGUGACUGGUUUGGUGGAUUCCAGUGCACAAUGCACUAAGUCAGCCAGAAGCCUCUUUGACCUUGUGCAAAAAGGGCUCAGUGCCUUUCAACAAUCUAUGGGAAGCUGGCCUGAAGUUUGUUCUUUUGUGAUACAGUAGCUGCUCAGGCUUAAAUUUUGUAAGUUUAUGGCCACAGGUUUGUUCAUGGGUUUUUUUCCUGGUUUUUUUGUUAUCCUUUGGCCCUAGAUCCAAUUAUGUCCUGGUUAGUUGAAGCUUCUGAAUCCCUUCAUGAAGCUAAAGCACAUGUUAGAAGAAGGCAGCUAGCUGUCUUCCUGUGCACACACUGCUUGGGAGAGAAUCUUCUGCAACUGAAAUGGCAGAUUCCCAUUCUCUGUCAUGAACUGCAAUGCGGGGCAAUUGACAUUAAACUUCAGUAAUGUGGUCAUUGCGCCUAGUUCUAAGGAAUCUGCCCUCUUCAGAAACUUAAAUACACUGUGCUAUUCCCAGUCAGGCUAGUUACCUGAGGUGGGUGGCAAUUUUCACUUAAUGUAAAUAUUUUAUAUACAAUUACUUAGAAAACUUCUUGCUGUACCUGCUCCAUAUUAAACUACCACCCUUCUCUAGACUUCCAGUUGCACUAGUGUCCAAUUUGAAGGGAAUACAGGAGUUGUGGGGAAAAGACCAAAGCUGAUAGCAGUAGAGGUGGUGAUGAGUUUACUGCAAAGGCUCUAGAAUCUAAAGAGAUGGCAGUAGCAGAAGACUUAAGGUAUGAUGGUGAGCCACACUGAAGAAGCAGAUUGGGUCCUGCUUUCAUUUCAAGUUGCUCUUUCGUUGCUGAGAAUAUUUCACCUUGUUGCCAUAGGUGAAAUGUGGGGCAUGCUAAAUGGUGACCUGUCUACUAUGCAAACCUUUGCUUCUUUUUCUUGGGGCAAUCAUGCCAGCAAACUAUUACUUGUUUUGGAGGACAGGUCUCCCUGCACUCUGUCUAUACCAGACCACUGAACCUCUUUUAUUUGACCCACGUGCCUUCUUGAUCUUACACACACCACCUUAUAAUUGACAAUGCUUGUACGUACAACCCUAUUCUCACUGUACAAGGUAUUUUCAGUGGCUUGUGAUGGGCCUUUUCCUGUGUAGGACAGACUUCUCAUCAGGUUGUAGGAAUUUAGGGAGCUACUCCAUGAAUGUCUUACUUCCCCUCUGCCCCCUCAAAGUGUUUACACUUUUAUAGGUAGUCACUUUCUAUUAAAGAUGUAAAGUAGUGUACUGUGGUCUUUGUCCUAUGCCAAGUGUUUGGAGUGCUAUGUAUAGAAUAAAAAUACUUUUUAAUCAGUUAUAUUGCAGAUAUUUGACUUCAUUGUAACCCAAGUGGAGUGUUUUACAUAGUUAUAUUCUGCUAAGGUGGGGGUGGGUGACUAGAACUCAGCUGGCUUGUGCAACCUUACAUGAGUGUAUACAGAUCAAAACAAAGGUAAAGCCUUAAAAACUACCAAAGUUGGCUGAUCGUUUACUUCUCUACCAUGAUAACGUGUUACCUACAGACUUUACAUAUGUAUUUGUCCAGAAAUGCGGUCCUAUUAAACUGGAUAGAGUUGUAAAUUU
Messenger RNA from Podarcis lilfordi (Lilford's wall lizard), 9252 nucleotides. NCBI's taxonomy places the organism in Eukaryota, Metazoa, Chordata, Lepidosauria, Squamata, Lacertidae. The record is from the annotation of a GenBank genome assembly.